Messenger RNA from Emericellopsis cladophorae, 2073 nucleotides. RefSeq lists its product as uncharacterized. The coding region runs from base 1 to 2073 and encodes 690 amino acids. NCBI's taxonomy places the organism in Eukaryota, Fungi, Ascomycota, Sordariomycetes, Hypocreales, Bionectriaceae. The record is from RefSeq and is a predicted model, not a curated record. The transcript is spliced from 4 exons.
AUGAUGGCUGGUCGUGCUCGCACGCGCUUACAGUCAGGAAGAAGCCGUUCAUCCCUGUCACCCACUUCACCCGAUGUGCUUCGCAUCAAGUCGCCGGCAACGCUGUCAAGCCCCCCAUCAACUUCUCCCACCCCGACUGGUGACGACUCGGAAUGGGAAGAAGAUGAGCAAAACAAUGCAGAGGAGGAGGAACAGGAGGAGCAGGACGCCGAUGGCGAGUCCGACAAUCCUGAUCUCACCGCACCGGUCAAGCCAGCUAGGGCGCGCAAUACUCAACGCCUGCGCGAUGGUCCUUGCUAUUUCGUGGCUGACUGCCAGGAAGACGUCCAGAUGCGCAAAUGCGUCUCGCACUACUUCGGACGUAACAAGCGGUGCACACGCAUGUUGCCUCAUCGCGAGUGGCUGUAUGCGUGUCGCCGUCACUACCAGCGCACGCGCUACCGCCAGGCGUCAACGUACCCCUUGAUGCAGGCUGAUAUUCUGCGACAGCAGGUCGGCCGUUUCCACGCCUGGUCUGAAGCCAACCGCAACUCGGGUCAUGGCCUAGUCAUUACCGGCUGGACGCUGGCAUUGCAGAAGAAAGAACAGGACAUGGUUGACAGACACUCUUCUGCAUCGAUGGUACCACAAUGGCUCGCAGCGCGACGCGGGCGCGGCCUCACCACAAACGACCUGUUUGAGAUCAUUGAACGAGUCACGCAUGAGCUUCGCGAACGUCACUACGAACACAUUCCUCUAAUCGAGUUCUUACCCCAGUAUGACGAGAGUAGAGCGCAGCCUGGCGAAAUUCCGCCCAACACCCGCGACAAGAAGCGCGUCGCACCCAAGCGCAACCAGAAGAAGCGUCAAGGUUUGAAGCGUGCCUACGAUGCAAGAGUCGGCGCGAGCCAUUCUCCAAAGGGGGAAAUGCAAGAUCAGCUGGAUCUCAAUCCACUGCCGUAUGGCGCCCAGCAGCAGACGACUAGCCACGCUGCUUAUGCCAACCUCGCUAACGCGCAGGGGUUCAGUCCCUACCAGCAAGCUGUUCCAGCUCGCCCUCCUGGUCAGUUCUACGAGCAGCGACCCAUCGAAUCUGCAGUAAACCCUUCUUAUGCCACCCAAGAUGACCGCUACGGCCACGCCUACUUGCAUCGCCGAGAAUCCCGCGGGCCUUUCUACGAUGAGCAGUACGGAUCAAACGCCAAUGGACUUCAUCUCGCGCCGUUGCGCGAACAGCAUGAGUACCACGAGUACUCAGCUUUUCCCCUAGAUACUCGUCCACAAGCUUUCCGCAGCCUAAGCUUCCAAGGGUCUUCCAACACCGACAUUCGCUACUUGCAGCAUACACCAACGAGCAUGUACGCGUCCACCCGCGAUGUCGAGCUUCGCCACCAACAAGCGCCUCACAUGGCGCCAACAGCCCCUGGUCUGGCGCGACAUGGCAUGUCUUCUGGCUACGUUGUCUCUACCCAUGAAGAGGCUCCUGAGUACGCCAUGUCGUCCCAGGGUCCCCAGGAGCUGUGGUCCGGCAUUUUCCUUCCCCCCGAUCGCCAGCCUGAGUCUUAUGUGACAUUUCAAGAUAUGCUAAAUGACGGACCGAGCGAAGAGGGAGCCGGUCACUGCGCGCCUGACUACACCUCUGCCGCGUCGAGUAGGUCAACUCACCAUUCCGCUCAGAGUUCCCAGUACCACGCUGGCACGAGCUCCAUCUCUUCGCACAGCGACAGCGUCGAUCAGGUUGCCGGGUACAGGCAGCGGUCCUACGGCCAGCCACCAAUAAUUUCUACCGACGUCUCGGAGUCCAAUGUUGCUGCGCAGAACUUGGUUGACAUCAGCCAUGCUCAGCUUGACUCAUGGGAGGCGGACUACAACCAGCGACACUUGGCUCGCCAUGAGCACUCAAAUCGUCUUGACUGGCUUGGUCGUGAUCCUUUCGUCAUGGCCCCUAGUCAGCAGCGCAGUAACAACGCUCACCUACCCACGUUGGCUGACAUUGUCCACCGCCGAGGGGAGGUCAAGGAGGAGCCAAACUCGGACGGGGACGACGACCAGUGCUGCCAGCAGUACGAAACCGGACCCUUUCAUCAAAAGUAG